UUUCUUGUUUUCUUCUGUUUUCGAAUUUUUUAUUCGUUAGCAGGGGCCUUGACAGUGAAACAAGUCUGCUUUUUGUCUGCUUCUCCCUGCGCUGUUUUUCUCCCCCUCAUUCUCCAAAUUUGCCUUCUGUUUUCACGCGCCUCUCCUUGCUCUUCCCUGAAUUUAUACUCCUGGGUCUCUCCGGCAAUGCAUCUAUUACGCACAUCUCUUUUUAAUCAGAUCAUCGUUCUAAGCAUAUAGCGAGCCCUGUCUGAUGCGUCGUACUCUUUCUCUGAUCAAUUAAGGCACACCAUCUGUUUGACAAAAAGCCCAAACGAAAGCUUGGAAGGCAAAUUGAACUUCGUCUUUCGAAAAUGAGGGAUUUCCCUUCUUGUUUUGGUGAAAACGGAGUCCAGAUUGCCGAUUCUUCGUCGUCCAACACCGGCAAAACUGCCCAGAAUCUGGUUACUUGUGUUUAUCAAUGCCGAAUACGGGGCCGGUCUUGCCUGAUUACUGUCACGUGGAGCAAGAACUUGAUGGGGCAGGGCCUCAGCGUUGGGAUCGAUGAUUCUUCAAAUCAAUGCCUUUGUAAGGUCGAUAUCAAACCAUGGCUAUUCUCGAAGAGAAGAGGCUGCAAGAGUCUAGAAGCUUAUUCCUGCAAAAUUGACGUAUACUGGGACCUCUCGUCGGCUAAAUUUGCGGCGGGUCCUGAACCAUUGGAGAAAUUUUAUGUAGGAGUAGUUGUAGAUCGACAAAUGGUUCUCCUUCUCGGUGAUUUGACGAAAGAAGCUUUCAAGAAGACCAAUGCUAUACCGUUGCCCUCAAAUGCAGUUUGUGUAGCCAAGAGAGAACACAUUUUUGGCAAGAAAGUGUUUGGUACCAAGGCGAUAUUCUCUGACAAUGGUCAAGUUCAUGAUCUGGUGAUCGAAUGUGACACUAUCAGUGUGAGUGAUCCGCGUCUUAUAAUUCGUAUAGACGGCAAAACUGUGUUGCAGGUGAAGCGACUGAGGUGGAAAUUUCGUGGAAACCAUACUAUUUUAGUAGAUGGUGUUGCGGUAGAAGUUUUGUGGGAUGUCCACAAUUGGCUAUUUGGUUCAUCUCUUGGGAACGCUGUGUUUAUGUUCAGAACAUGCCUUGCUGCUGAUAAAUUGUGGAAUAGCCAACCCGUUUCUGAUGCAAACCUGUUGCAGUGGUCUUUCUCUCAAAGAUUUUCAGAGAGCAAAUUGCAGAGUCUAGAUUUCUCCCUCGUUUUGUAUGCCUGGAAGAACGACUAGAGAUGCGGGAUUUCACAAUCCAUUCAUUACUAACAAAACAUCCAGUGAGUUGCGAUUUAUUAGUGAUUUGUUUGGGUUACACCUUGCUUAAACCAAAUCAGUUAUCUGAGCUUAGUUGAACAGAUCAGAAACAUUUUUUCUCCAAUCGGCUGUAUAUUCUUCAAGUGUUAAUUUAAUGAUCAUUAUCAGACCAGUUAUAUGUUGCGGAGUCCUCUUAUUUAUGUUUAACAUGUUCUCGUUCUUUCUUAA
Neltuma alba is the source of this 1502-nucleotide messenger RNA. RefSeq lists its product as uncharacterized. The transcript is spliced from 2 exons. Bases 354 to 1253 code for a protein of 299 amino acids. NCBI's taxonomy places the organism in Eukaryota, Viridiplantae, Streptophyta, Magnoliopsida, Fabales, Fabaceae. The record is from RefSeq and is a predicted model, not a curated record.